This is a messenger RNA of Aspergillus affinis, 894 nucleotides long. RefSeq names its product ribonuclease H-like domain-containing protein. Lineage: Eukaryota; Fungi; Ascomycota; Eurotiomycetes; Eurotiales; Aspergillaceae. Gene Ontology annotation, molecular function: nucleic acid binding; RNA-DNA hybrid ribonuclease activity. The record is from RefSeq and is a predicted model, not a curated record. Gene Ontology annotation, biological process: DNA replication, removal of RNA primer. The transcript has a single exon. Bases 1 to 894 code for a protein of 297 amino acids.
AUGGUUUUAUUUUCCCCUCCGUCACCUCUCGAGCUCUCCAAUGGUUGUCUGGUGUGUGCCCCGCAUGGGCUCGUUGUCUGCCCGGACUGCACCGUGGAUUUCAGCUUCAUGGAGGAUUUCGUGGAUGAAUGCGAGGAUGAGGAUGAAGAUGACAUCUCCCCGGGCAAGGACUUUGACGAGGACUCUACGAUCGAGGAGCUGCCACCCCGUGCCCGCAUCUCCAGCCCUCCCCGAGUCGGCACCGGGCGCGUCCUUCCCACCCGAUUCCGCCCUCCCAGCACUCACGCGACUCCGCAGUCGCUCUUCCCCCCCACCAUCGGCCGUCGCUCCUCACCAGCAGUCUGUCGGUUCAUCAAUGCCACCAACCCGAGACAAUUCCUCAUAUACACGGACGGCGCAUGCUUAGACAACGGCGGAGCGAACCCCCGAGCUGGCUGGAGCUUUGUUUUCAAGCCUUCGACGGAAGACCGCCCGGGAUACGUGCGCCAGCCCCUGGAAACCAAAGGGCCCAGUGGCGAGGCGUACGGACAAACAAGCAACCGGGCAGAACUGCGCGCCGUUAUCGCCGCUCUGGGAUUUCGGGCUUGGCCCGGUGAGGGGUGCAAUAAUCUUGUGAUUGCGACGGAUUCCGAAUAUGUCGUGGAGGGCGUGAUCUCCUGGGUCCGUGGGUGGAUACGGAGAGGCUGGAUGACAAGAAUGGGGACGGCGGUCAAAAAUCGGGACCUCUGGGAGUGUCUGCUCGGCGAAAUCGAACGAUGGCACGAGCAGGGCUUGGAUGUUGCAUUCUGGCGUGUCCCAAGAGAGUGGAAUACGGAUGCCGACCAUCAUGCCAGGCACGCUGCUUCCCAGGAGAGAAUAGAAGACUUCCAGGAGGUCUGCGGGUUGUUUGUCUGA